GCAGUGUGCACUACACUGCACACAUGGUCUUGAAAAACAGUUUCGCGUGUAUUUGUUUACGAGGUGGAUUUAUUCAUUUUAAAGUUACGUUGCAGCGCUCGUCCGUGUCCAUUGAGCGUGUGCACGCGACGCGUCUGCAGUUCUGAAGUUCACCGCAGCUGUUCGUCCACAUGCUCAGCAGCAAACAGCCAUAUUUGUGCACGAAAGCUUCAUUUAUAAUCACGUCACACUCUCGAGGAAGCAUUUUGUAAACAUAUCGGACGUGCACAAACUUUCUCUCUCGGGGCCAUGUCCUUUAUGGGAACUGCAGCGAGGUGGGCGAUGGCAUGCCGGCGGCCCCUCUCACCCCUCUGCCGUGUCACUGCCCGUUGCUAUAGCUCCCAGUCCACACACACCACGGAGAAGAGCGUCCCUUAUGAGAAGACCCUGAAACAAGAGGACCACCUAAGUGGGCCAACCAAACCCCUGCCAAAGUCUGCAGAUGUUGUGGUGAUCGGAGGCGGAAGCCUGGGUUGCCAGACCCUUUACCACCUGUGUAAAAUGGGCUUGACCAAUGUGGUUCUGCUGGAGAGAGACAGAUUGACCGCUGGAACCACCUGGCACACGGCAGGACUUUUGUGGCAGUUAAGACCAAGCGAUACUGAAGUCGAGCUGUUGGCUCACACUCGCAACGUGGUUAGCUCAGAGCUGGAGCUGGAGACGGGCCUCGAGACUGGCUGGAUCCAAAAUGGAGGCCUGUUCAUUGCUUCCAACAAGCAGCGUUUGGAUGAAUACAAGCGGCUCAUGUCGCUUGGUAAGGCAUAUGGCAUCGAGUCAUAUGUUCUGUCACCAGCCGAGACCAAAGAUCUGUACCCACUGAUGAAUGUCAAGGAUCUUUAUGGCACACUCUAUGUACCUAAAGAUGGCACCAUGGACCCAGCGGGCACCUGCACAACCCUCUCCAGAGCGUCAACCGCACGGGGGGCCACUGUGAUUGAAAACUGUCCAGUGACUGGUAUUCAAGUAAGAACUGAUCAUAUGGAUGUUAAGAGAGUAAAGGCUGUAGAAACUGCUCACGGGACCAUUCAAACCCCAUGUGUGGUCAAUUGUGCAGGUGUUUGGGCGACUAAACUGGGUAAAAUGGCAGGAGUCAAUGUUCCCUUGGUUGCAAUGCACCACGCUUACGUUGUCACGGAAAGAAUCGAGGGGAUUCAGAAUAUGCCCAACGUCAGGGACCAUGAUGCAUCUGUCUACCUCCGUCUCCAAGGUGACGCUCUUUCUGUGGGAGGCUAUGAACACAACCCAAUUUUCUGGGAUGAUGUGUCUGAUAAGUUUGCCUUCAGCUUGUUUGAUCUGGACUGGGACGUCUUCAUGCAGCACAUUGAGGGCGCCAUUAACAGAGUACCUGCUCUGGAACAAACUGGGAUCAAAUCCACCGUCUGUGGACCAGAAUCCUUUACUGCAGACCAUAAGCCCCUGAUGGGUGAGGCCCCAGAAGUGAGAGGAUUUUUCCUAGGUUGUGGUUUCAACAGUGCUGGUAUGAUGCUGGGGGGAGGAUGUGGCAGGGAGCUGGCUCAUUGGAUCAUCCACGGACGUCCUGAAAAAGACAUGUAUGGAUACGAUAUCAGGAGGUUCCACCAUUCCCUGACUGCCAAUAACCGCUGGAUCAGAGAGAGAAGUCAUGAGUCAUACGCCAAAAACUAUUCGGUCGUCUUCCCUUACGAUGAACCUCUGGCCAGCCGCAACAUGAGGAAAGACCCACUUCAUCAGGUACUGCAGGAUCAGAGGUGUGUGUUUCAGGAGAGGCACGGCUGGGAGAGACCAGGCUGGUUUAAUCCAGACGGUUCUGCACCUGUUUUGGAUUAUGAUUACUACGGUGCCUACGAUGUGCCCAAAAACACUGCUUACAAAUACAACGAGCUGCUCGGCAAUGAGUACACCUUUGACUUUCCUCCACAUCAUGACGUGAUUCGCGACGAGUGUGUCACCUGCAGGAAUGCUGUGGCUGUUUUUGACAUGUCUUAUUUUGGGAAAUUUUACCUGACUGGUCCGGAUGCGAAGAAAGCAGCUGAUUGGCUGUUUACAGCUGAUGUCAACAAGGCACCAGGCUCUACAGUGUACACCUGCAUGUUAAACAGCAAAGGCGGAGUCGAAUCUGAUCUUACCGUCAGUCGUUUGGAGCCCGGCGCUGCCCAUCUUCCUCUGACACCCGAAUCUACCGGUGAUGCGUACUACCUGGCCAUAGGAGGUGGUGUGGCCCAGCAUAACUGGAAUCACAUUCAGACAGUGCUUCAGGACCAGGGCUUCCGCUGUACACUGAUAGACCACACUGAAGACAUGGGCAUGAUCAGCAUACAGGGACCCAAGAGUCGAGAGCUGUUACAAGAAGUGUUGGACACAGACCUCAGCAAUGAUGCGUUUCCCUUCUCUACACACAAGAUAGUGAAUGCUGCUGGACACAAGGUGAGGGCAAUGCGUCUGUCAUUUGUGGGCGAGAUGGGCUGGGAGCUUCACGUCCCUAAAGAGUCCUGUGUGCCCGUGUACCACGCCGUCAUGGCCGCUGGUGCUAAACACGGUGUUUGUAAUGCAGGAUAUAGAGCCAUUGACUCCUUGAGUAUUGAGAAAGGUUACAGGCACUGGCACGCAGAUCUGCGGCCUGAUGACACUCCUCUAGAAGCAGGUCUUGCAUUUACCUGUAAAAUGAAGAGCUCCAUUCCGUUCCUGGGUCGAGAGGUGCUGGAGGCACAAAAGGCGAAGGGCCUGCGCAGACGAAUCGUAUGCUUCACAAUUGAUGAAAAAGUGCCAAUGUUUGGUCUGGAGGCAAUUUUCCGCAAUGGCGUUCCUGUGGGCCACCUGCGACGCUCUGAGUUUGGAUUUGCAAUCGACAAGACCAUUGGCUAUGGUUAUAUUCGCAACCCAGAUGGUGGAGUGGUGAGUCCUGAUUUUAUCCGCAGCGGAGAAUUCACGCUGGAGAGGAUGGGAGUCACAUAUAAGGCCACAGCCCACUUGAAAUCACCUUUUGACCCGGAGAACAAGCGUGUUAAAGGAUUUUACAGUUCUGUGCUGGAUGAGACUGGUGUGCACAAAGCCAGAAUGUAAUAGAUCAAGAAUAAGUUCUGGAAAAUGUCCUUUAUCCAACACAUACUGUCAUGACCAUCAGCAUUCCAGGUAUUAUUCUGUCUUUUCUGUAUUUAUUUUCAAUGUCUUAAGUCAUCUACUGUAUUGGAUCAUUGAAUACAGAACCGUGAAUGGGAAUAUUAGAAAUAACCUGGUGGCAGUGUUAUCACAAUCUGUGCCUUGAAGGAAAAAUUCAGCUACAAAGUUAAACAUGCUUAGCACAUGUCAUGCUAGACUUUCUAUACAAUAAAAGUGACUGACAUGCAUUUUGUGUUUCUAAGAAAAUCACAAUAUUUAAAUGAUGACAUUUUCAUUCAUAAGUGAACAAUUCCAUUCGUUUUUACAUUAUUUUUCAUUUCAUUGUGCACCUUUUGGAUAGGUAUUAACCUCUUUGUAAAUUUGUGAAACCGUCAAUUACUUUUUGGUGAGUGUUUUCAUGGAAUAGCUUUAUAUUAAAGAUGUUAAUCAAAGGUUGAAAAUGCGAAAAUGUAAAAUAAUAUAGUGGUGUAAUAUACUAUCAUCUCUGUUCAAUGAACUAUCAAAUAUAUGUAACAAAUAUGUAAAUGUUGUUGUGUCAAAUGCAUAAUAUAAAAGUCUGUUUACAUGUUAAAUAUGAUCUUGUGUUAUGUGUUUUCUAGAAUUGUAUUCUAUACAGAAGCUUAAAAUGAAUUAUGCAUGUUGGGUUGUGAACUCAUUCUCUCCCUCAUGUACUGCGACUGUGAAAUUACCAUUUUACAGAAUUUUUAACUUGCUUGCUCAUUGGCCGUUCUAGUAUUCUUUCUGAAGUUUGGCUCUAAGCUGUCGGCUGUUGAAUUCCAUCUGUUGUACAAACGGACUGUGAAUUUGCUUCUGUGUAAAUAAAUGAAGACUGUCAUA
Triplophysa dalaica is the source of this 3972-nucleotide messenger RNA. RefSeq names its product sarcosine dehydrogenase (gene sardh). Gene Ontology annotation, molecular function: protein binding; oxidoreductase activity. Gene Ontology annotation, cellular component: mitochondrion. The record is from RefSeq and is a predicted model, not a curated record. The coding region runs from base 289 to 3078 and encodes 929 amino acids. Lineage: Eukaryota; Metazoa; Chordata; Actinopteri; Cypriniformes; Nemacheilidae. The transcript is spliced from 22 exons.